CAGGGUUCAGCACACGUUGAUUGCACAAUGUCGUGUUGCAGUGGCGUGCUUCUCGCCUCAUGAGCGUUCACAGAAGGCAGCUCGCUGCUGAGAUUGCAUUGGAUACACCUUCUUAGGACUUGUACAGGUAGCUCGGGGCGUCGUCGUCUUUCUCCAAAAGAAGCAUUCUGGUCGAUUGCCCUUCGUUCGGCCUUUGACCAUCAGCCAAACGACAUGCAUUGAGAACCAACUCUUGGAAACGUCCAGAAUCCUUUGAAAUCAUCUGAAAGUAUGGCGUGCUCCUCAGCAAUACAGGCUUUGAACUGCACCAAUCCAGUGGCCACAACACAGAAGCUAGAGACACCUAACUUCCAUAUGCAAGUUGCCCCACUCAGCAUUUCAUCGAUCUUAGGGGCCAGCCCCUGUCUGCAGACCUGGUCUCACUUCCCUGCACGCAUUGACAGCCUACUCCUGAGUGUGUGGCCCUCCUCUAAAACGGGCCCAGAUUGCACAAGAGGAAGGCGCCACAGUAGAGUGCGCACACGAGUCUGUAGUCAAGGUGAAAUUUUCAACCGAGGUGCAAGCGAGGAAGGAUCAAAUACAAGCCAACCGUCCACCUCAGGACGUUCAUCUAAUGACGAUCCCCCAACCAUAACACGGCGGUCCGCCAUUUUUCUGGCAGCAACGCCCUCCAUGCUUGUGGCACUGCCAGCACACGCAUACCGGGAUACAGAUGUCACUCUAGAGCAAGUGACGCCCCCCAUCACACCCGCGGGAAAGCUCCCGCCAUCUGAGGAGGCCACUGUACAGUUGUUUGAGCGCAGCACCUACUCGGUGGCCAAUAUAUUCGACGUGACACUGCGGCCACAGGCGAACAUGACGGGCUCCGUGGAAGUGCCCGAGGGGAAUGGGUCAGGGAUCGUGUGGGACUCGGACGGGCACAUCGUCACAAACUAUCAUGUUGUUGGGAGCGUUUUGUCCACCAAUCCGGGGACUCAGAAGGUGGUGGCGCGCGUGACGUUGUUAGGCACGGACGGCCUGCAGAAGACGUAUGAAGCAUUGCUGGUGGGAGCAGACCGCACCAAAGAUCUGGCCGUGCUCAAGGUGUCAGCUCCGCCGUCAGUGUUGCGCCCUUUGCAGUUGGGCGAUUCCAGCCUCCUACGAGUGGGGCAGCGAUGUCUGGCAAUCGGGAAUCCUUUUGGCUUCGAUCAUACGCUAACAACUGGCGUCGUGAGCGGACUUGACCGCGACAUCCAGUCCGUCACGGGAGUGCUCAUCGGAGGGGGCAUCCAGACGGAUGCAGCGAUCAAUCCAGGAAACAGCGGCGGCCCGCUUCUGAACAGCCGCGGCGAGCUGAUCGGCAUCAACACGGCCAUCUACAGUCGGUCCGGGACGUCGUCGGGCAUCGGGUUCGCCAUCCCGGCGGCCACCGUGCAGCGCGUGGUGCCGCAGCUCAUCCAGUACGGCAGGGUUAUGCGGCCGAGCCUGGCCGUUCAAAUUGCCAACGAACUCGUGGCUCGACAGGUUGAUGUUUCUUCGGGAGCGCUAAUUCUGGCGGUAACUCCAAACAGCGCAGCGGCGAAAGCGGGGCUGCUGCCGACGCGGCGGGGGCUGGGAGGAAACAUCGUUCGGGGGGAUGUUAUUGUGGGCUUGAAUGACACCCCCAUUGUGAAACCCAUCGACUUGGCAAAAACGUUUGAUACCCUCCAAGUAGGAGUGACGGUCACGCUCAAGGUACAAAGGGAAGGUCAGCUACUCGAGUUGCCUGUCGCACUUGAAGAGAGUUCGGGACGGUGAGAAAGUUUUGAUACUCGUUGGAUCAUGGUUCUGUCGAUCAUGUAGCAAAGGACUCCAGGAUGUCUGGAGCUCUGGUUUUUGUUCGGCGCUUGCAGCCUGCGUCACCAGCUUGCUGUGUACAUGACAGACUCUACAGACCAUGUCAAAGUUAAGGCAAUCUCAGGUUGAUAGUUCCUGCAGAUGGCUGCCAACAUCGUGCCAGCUGCUCCCCUCAAAAACGUUGGACGGCUGCCAUCACUGCAUUCUUUGAACUCGGCUUUGAAGACUGCUAGCG
Molecule: messenger RNA, 2050 nt
Organism: Klebsormidium nitens
Lineage: Eukaryota; Viridiplantae; Streptophyta; Klebsormidiophyceae; Klebsormidiales; Klebsormidiaceae
Source: the annotation of a GenBank genome assembly